This is a messenger RNA of Racocetra fulgida, 926 nucleotides long. NCBI's taxonomy places the organism in Eukaryota, Fungi, Glomeromycota, Glomeromycetes, Diversisporales, Gigasporaceae. The record is from the annotation of a GenBank genome assembly.
AUGGCUUCAUUUAACGAAUAUGCCUUUUUAGCGUUUCAAACAUUUGAUGAAAUUAUAUAUGAAUAUUUACAAUCCUUAAGUGAGAAAAAGAGAUCAAAAGCAUUAAUUACAGAGAACAUGGCUAAUGAAUAUUUGCAGAUUUUAAAUAAUCCUAAAAAUACUUCUAUUGCAAAUCCUAAUAUAUGCCACCAAGUUAAAAGUAACUAUUCAUCUCAAAGAAUCGGUGAAAUUGUGAUAUUAAUGUAUAAAGAAAAAUCAUCAAAUAAUUGGAAACCUGUAGCUUUAAAAGAGAGAUUAUACUACAUUAUUGCAGAGAAACAUUUGGCUAUUGGACACGGAGGUGCUAGAGCUACCUAUGCAGAAGUAUCAAAUAAAUACCAUGGUAUAAAAAGAUAUCGUCAAAAUGAAAAUGAGGAUUUAUGCUGGACAGUUGGUUUGGCAACUAUAGUUUAUUCAAUGAAUUUAUCCAUAUGUCGUGCUACUAAUAAAAGGCCAUUUGAGUUGGUUUUUGGUCACGAACCUCGUGGUCAUUGUGUUCUUAUUGAUCAGCUUUGGUCUCAAGGAAUUCGGUACGAAGAAAAUAUUCCUGACGACGUUCAAAUUGAUGAUGAUGAUAUUCAGUUUGAUGUUAAUGAAGAUAACGUCCAAACCGAAUAUUACGAUGAUGAAUUUAAUGAAAAUAUGAUUCAUAAUCUGUCACAAAGCGAAAAUAAUAAUAGAGAUAACAUGUCUUUCAUAAUGGUAAUGUUGGAAAUUACUGAGAAUGAAAUAUAUAUUUUGGGUUGCCAAUAUGGAAGGUUAAAUGAGCAUUAUUCAGCCAUUGAAUUGGUUUCUGUUACUGGAACUUUUAGAGAAUAUCCAGAGCUUGUAGUUAUUUCUGAACCCUGUGUAAGUGCCCAUGAAGCUGCAAUACAGCAAAGCUCUGG